GCCUCGAUUUUAACGCGGUCCUACGGAAUAAAAAGCUGAGUUGGGUGGUCGCUCUUUCCUGCGUCGAUGAGAAGAGACGACGAUGUCGACACUGAGCGUUCCUCCGUUCCUUACUUCGCCUCGCCAGGAUGCCAUCGAUCUCUACAAAGCCUUCAAAGGAUUUGGGUGUGAUAGUGCUGCUGUUGUAAAUAUACUUGCUCACCGUGAUGCAACCCAGCGUGCUCUUAUACAACAGGAAUACAAAACCAUGUACUCUGAAGAGCUUACCAGUCGGCUGUCUUCGGAGCUUAGUGGAAAUCUUAAGAAAGCAAUGCUUCUGUGGAUUCUUGACCCAGCCGGACGAGAUGCAACUGUUUUGAGGCAAGCUUUUACUGGAGAUGCAGUUGAUUUACAAGCCGCCACUGAAGUAAUAUGUUCUCGGACAUCCUCACAAAUACAGACAAUCAAACAGAUAUACCACAUGAGAUUUGGUGUUCAACUUGAACAUGACAUUCAUUAUCACACCUCUGGUGAUCACCAAAAGUUAUUGCUGGCAUAUGUUGGCACAUUACGCCACGAGGGACCUGAGGUUGAUCAUAAUAUGGUUUCAAAACUUGCAAAGGAUCUGUACAAAGCUGGUGAGAAAAGAUUGGGAACAGAUGAGAAUACCUUUAUCCGCAUUUUCAGUGGAUGCAGCUGGGCACAUUUGGCAGCUGUUGCUUCUUCUUAUGAUCAUACUUAUGGCAAAAAGCUGGAGAAGGCUGUGAAGAGUGAAACAUCUGGAUAUUUUGAACUUGCCCUUGUCACGAUUCUAAGGUGUGCAGAGAAUCCUGGCAAGUAUUUUGCAAAGGUUUUGCGCAAGGCAAUGAAGGGUUUAGGUACCAAUGACGUGACACUUAUAAGGGUUGUAGUUACCAGGUGUGAGAUUGACAUGCAAUACAUAAAGGCUGAGUACCAUAAGAAAUACAAGAAACCACUUCGUGAUGCAAUACAUUCGGAGACAUCAGGCCAUUAUCGGACUUUUCUCCUUGCGCUUGUGGGUUCCAGCCCUUAGUUUGUGAGUUACUAGUUUAUAUAAUAUGUCAUCGUUGCUUGGCAAUCUUUGUAUGUAACUAUUGUGAACUUUCAGUAAGUUGUGUCCAACUUGGCCGAAAAUCAACCCAACCAGCCUGGUUACAACGCUUGAGUUAACCAUGGAGCAGGGUUGGGGCUGUAAACAUGGCUAACUGUUGAUUUGAAGUAUGGGAGACAAGAUUGUUUCAUGUUCAUAAUCAUAUUGUGAUUAGAAGAUUUGCUGUU
Musa acuminata AAA Group (dessert banana) is the source of this 1278-nucleotide messenger RNA. RefSeq names its product annexin D5-like. Lineage: Eukaryota; Viridiplantae; Streptophyta; Magnoliopsida; Zingiberales; Musaceae. Gene Ontology annotation, molecular function: calcium ion binding; calcium-dependent phospholipid binding. Bases 83 to 1033 code for a protein of 316 amino acids. The transcript is spliced from 6 exons. The record is from RefSeq and is a predicted model, not a curated record. Gene Ontology annotation, cellular component: cytoplasm.